Molecule: messenger RNA, 2585 nt
Organism: Aspergillus ochraceoroseus IBT 24754
Lineage: Eukaryota; Fungi; Ascomycota; Eurotiomycetes; Eurotiales; Aspergillaceae
Product: dynamin-like GTPase vpsA
Exons: 8
Coding region: 164-2260 (698 amino acids)
Biological process (GO): peroxisome organization
Cellular component (GO): peroxisome; membrane; cytoplasm
Molecular function (GO): GTP binding; microtubule binding; GTPase activity
Source: RefSeq, a predicted model, not a curated record
GUCAUCUCCCUAUUUCUACCUAAUUCCCACUCCACUUUGUAUACCUCUUCUUUUUCUUCCUUUUUCUUUCUCUCUCUCUCUCUCUCCCCCUCCCCCCCUUCCCCCCCUCUCUUCUUUCUUUUAGUUUGAAGCGACCGUUAUUUGUAUUCAUCUGUUGCCAGCCAUGGCAAGCCCAACAUCAUCUGGCUACUCGAUCAACGUCAAUGACCCCAGCCUGAUUUCACUGGUCAAUAAGCUGCAGGAUGUGUUCGCGACCGUCGGUGUUCAAAACCCGAUCGACUUGCCUCAAAUUGCUGUCGUCGGCUCGCAAUCCAGCGGAAAGAGCUCGGUCCUAGAAAAUAUCGUCGGUCGAGAUUUCCUUCCGCGUGGCUCUGGAAUUGUCACUCGCAGACCCCUUAUCCUGCAGCUUAUCAACAGACCUUCGAGAAACUCCCAGGUGAACGGUGUCAAGGACGAGCAGUUGGAAACAUCGGACAAAGAGGCGAAUCUGGACGAAUAUGGCGAGUUCUUGCACAUUCCCGGCCAGAAGUUCUACGACUUCAACAAGAUCCGUGAAGAGAUCAUUCGUGAAACGGAAUCAAAGGUCGGGCGCAAUGCUGGAAUUUCACCUGCUCCCAUCAACCUGCGCAUCUACUCUCCGAAUGUCCUGACUCUGACUCUGGUGGAUCUGCCCGGUUUGACCAAGGUGCCCGUGGGUGAUCAGCCAAAGGAUAUCGAGAAGCAAAUUCGGGAUAUGGUCCUAAAGUACAUUAGCAAGCCCAACGCUAUCGUUCUCGCCGUGACCGCAGCCAACCAAGAUCUUGCCAACUCAGAUGGGCUGAAGCUUGCAAGGGAGGUGGACCCUGAGGGCCAGCGCACCAUUGGUGUGUUGACUAAGGUUGAUCUGAUGGAUGAGGGUACUGAUGUGGUGGAUAUUCUUGCGGGCAGGAUUAUUCCAUUGCGCUUGGGUUACGUCCCGGUGGUCAACCGCGGCCAGCGUGAUAUUGAGAACAAGCGCCCUAUUUCCUAUGCGCUGGAGCACGAGAAGAAUUUCUUCGAGGGCCACAAGGCCUACCGGAACAAGGCCUCUUAUUGCGGUACUCCGUACCUAGCUAGGAAGCUGAAUUUGAUUCUUAUGAUGCACAUCAAACAAACCCUGCCGGAUAUUAAGUCUCGAAUUUCCUCCUCCCUGCAAAAGUACUCCUCGGAGCUUUCACAGCUAGGCGACUCAAUGCUCGGAAACAGCUCCAACAUUAUCCUCAACAUCAUCACGGAAUUCAGCAACGAGUACCGAACAGUGCUUGAAGGAAAGAACCAGGAGCUUUCUAGCAUUGAAUUGUCCGGCGGCGCUCGUAUCAGCUUUGUCUUCCACGAGCUAUACUCGAAUGGUGUCAAAGCGGUGGAUCCCUUUGAUCAUGUGAAGGACGUUGAUAUUCGGACUAUCCUGGUUAACUCCUCUGGUUCAUCACCUGCGCUCUUCGUGGGAACCACUGCUUUCGAGGUGAUUGUCAAGCAGCAGAUCAAACGACUGGAGGACCCUAGCUUGAAGUGUAUCUCGCUGGUUUACGACGAACUUGUCCGCAUCCUUGGACAGCUUCUGAACAAGCAGCUCUUCCGUCGCUACCCAAUGCUCAAGGAGAAGUUCCAUACCGUUGUCGUCGCAUUCUUCAAGAAAUGCAUGGAGCCGACCACCAAGCUUGUCAAGGACCUCAUCUCUAUGGAGACGUGCUAUAUCAACACCGCCCACCCUGAUUUCCUGAACGGCAACCGCGCUAUGGCUAUCGUUAAUGAACGCCAAACUGCGGGUAAACCUACCCAGGUGGACCCAAAGACGGGCAAGCCGCUCCCUCCACGGGCGAACAGCCCUUCGCUCGAUCCCAUGCCUACGGGCGACGGCCCCGGAUUCUUCGGCAGCUUCUGGGCGUCGAAGAAUAAAAAGAAGAUGGCCGCCAUGGAAGCCCCUCCCCCAACUUUGAAGGCCUCUGCGUCUCUGUCUGAUCGCGAGAGCAUUGAGGUGGAGGUUAUCAAACUCCUGAUCACAUCCUACUUUAACAUUGUCAAGCGCACAAUGGUUGAUAUGGUCCCCAAGGCCAUUAUGUAUAACCUCGUGCAAUUCUCCCGCGAGGGCAUGCAGAAGGAACUGCUCGAGAACAUGUACCGCAAUACCGAACUAGACGACCUGCUGAAGGAGAGCGACUACACCAUCCGGCGGCGGAAGGAAUGCCAGCAGAUGGUGGAGAGCCUCACUCGCGCCAGCGAGAUUGUCAGCCAGGUCCAGUGAAUACAGUAGAACGCUGCGUUUUGAUUCCCAUUCUGUUCGUCCGUCUUUCUGCGCGUCUUGGUUGCCUCUGGGAAAGAUUUUCCCCCUUCUCUUGUUUCUUUUGUCAAGGGAUUCAUGCCUUAUGUUUAUACUUUUCCUGGUUUCCUGAUAUGAGCAAAGAGUUGCAUAUGGCCGCAUUUCUUUUGUGAUGUCAGGUUCUGCAAUCUUUAUGACGAAUUUGUAUCGCCUAAUGAUGUGGAUGUUUGUGGGUUUUUGUUUUUUUUUUUUUUUUUAGAAUUCAGACAGAUUUAGUAGCACUUGAAUGUACAGUAGUUACAGUAGCGGA